CGGCGGCGGCAUUUGUUAUAUUUUUUAUAUUUUACAAUAUUUUAAUUUAAUAUUUUUGUUUCAAUCAUGUCCAAUCCACUUAAUGUUAAACCCCUACCCCGUAAACCAAUUCAUAAAGCUGGAAAAACAACCCCCCUCGAUGAAGUAGAACUUGUUGAUGUUUCACCCGAAUCACAGAAUGACGAAGAAUCUCAAAAUUCACAAUUUGAACUCGAUCAAGAUGUUACGGGAAAUUAUGAAAUCUAUACGGACACAGCUGGAUCUGACUAUGACUAUGAAAAUGGUGAAAGUAGACACCGGUCCCUUAGUCGGGAUCCAUUUGAAAUAUCACGCAGUUGUCCAAGGACACCACCAAGACCUAAACAACCGAAAUAUCGUUCAACAACUCCGGCGGCGGCAAGGAGUUUUCGAAAUAAAUCCUUUUCCAGUAGCAUUUCCAGCAGUUCAAGAAGUGAAUCUCUUGUUGACCCGAAAACAAACAGUUCUCUGUUUUCAAUGUUUAUGAUUGCCAUUCUAUUGGUGGUAUUUGCCGGUGCUUUGGCCUUUUUCAUUGAUUAUCGUAUGAAAACUGUGCCGGCUCCAAUGAAGAAUUGUUCAUAUGUUCCACUGGCGAAAUCAUAUCCCCACCAAGACCAUAAGGUAUGGAAUAUUCUAAGAGUUGGAAUCGAAAUGAUUUUAAAUAAGCGUGUCGAAGAUCCUGCCGUAUAUUUGUUUGUGCAUCAUGGUGGCAGUCGUAUUGAUAAGCUGGUAAAGGAAAUUGCCCUGCACACGUCCAGUUGUUUUGAUGAUAAAAAACAGCCCAUUGAAAUGGUCCAUGAAGAUUUUACAUCUGCCGAGGCAAAGGAAGACUAUGGCCGAGCCAUUGAAAAGUUCCGUAAGAAAAUCGCCAAAGGCAAUGUUAUACUCAUUGCCAAUUUAAAUGAGAUACCACCCGAAGCUGCCAGAGCCUUCCAUACAAUAUGUGAUACCCAUAGUCCCAUAGCAAAAGAUUUGGUGAUAUUUUUAACUUUAAUUAUUCCGGAAAAUAAGGAAGGAAAUGCCAAUGUGGACACCCUUACGGAAGACACUUUGUUCCAGUUGUGGGGUAAAUCUUUGCCUCGCAACGAAUUGGAUCCCCUGAUAACUCGCGUAACAGACCAGGUCAUUGCCUUAAAGAAUUGAUAAUCAGUAAUUAUUAUGUGUCGAAUUUGUUUAUGUUGUAAUUUUUAUUUUUAUAUCGUCUCAAACCGACUGUUGUAUUUUUAUUUUUUUAAUUAAAAUUGUUUCUAGAUCAAGUUUUCAUUUUA
Messenger RNA from Musca domestica (house fly), 1286 nucleotides. RefSeq lists its product as uncharacterized. Gene Ontology annotation, cellular component: membrane. Gene Ontology annotation, biological process: membrane organization. The transcript has 4 exons. Gene Ontology annotation, molecular function: ATPase activator activity. The coding region runs from base 67 to 1161 and encodes 364 amino acids. Lineage: Eukaryota; Metazoa; Arthropoda; Insecta; Diptera; Muscidae. The record is from RefSeq and is a predicted model, not a curated record.